AUGACGAUGACGUCGACACCAACAACAGAGGGCACUACACCGGCGCCGUCUGCCGGAACAGCAACGACAGCAAGCAUGACAACGUCACCAACUACGUCAGCUAGCCCGACUGAAAGUUCUACAUCAAGCACAACCGCAGGAACGACGAUGAAUCCUCCCGUACCGCCAGAGAGUACUACAGCACCGCCAUCUGCCAGCACCACACAAGCAACAAGCACGACAAUGUCAACAACAGGUGUAACUACAGCGGCAACCGAAACGACAGAGGGUUUUGCAGUAACUACAGCAACAGCAACGGCGGAAAGUACGCCAGGCACACCUUCCGUGUCUUCCAUAUCAACGACAGUUGGAACAACCACUACAGCUGUAACUACGGCAGGAACAAGCACCACUGGUAUGACAGAAAGAUCUGCAGCAAGUACAACUGAAGAAGUGACAAUGACUUCGACACUAAUAUCAGAGAGCACUACACUGGCGCCGCCUGCCGGAACAGCAACGACAGGCACAUCAGAAACGCCAGCAGGUUCGACAUCAAGCACGACAGCGACGCCAGGACGUACGACAGCAUCGCCACCAAAUACGCCAAUGGCAACCUCGGAAUCUACAGAAUUAACGACAGUUAGUGCCGCCACAGCAACGACAGGUACACCAGAAACAACAACAGCUAGCAGGACAGGAAGUUCUACAGCAAGUACAUACUCAGCGACGACGGUGACACCAACGACAACAUCAACUAACACUCCACCUCAACCUACAAGUACAGCAGGAACAAUGACAACUAGCACUACUGCAAACUCCACGGCAAAUCCAACCGAAGAAACGAUGACGAGUUCAACAUCGCCAACAGAGGGUGUUUCAACAUCGCCGCCAGGCAGUGCGGCAGUGGCAACAAGCACGACAACACCUCCAAGAGCUACAUCAGCGAUUGCGAGCACGACAGCCACGGCGCCUACACGUGGGGAAUCAACGACAGCCAGCACGAGGGGAGGUUCCGUGUCAGGUUUAGCCGCAACACCGACGGAAACUACACCGACCGCAGGAAUCACGGCUGUAGCAACGUCGACAAGCGCAUUAGAUACAUCACUAGUGGCCGUCGGUGCGUUUCCCAAUAACAGUCAAAUUACCAUAAAUGGAGCUAGUGUUGUUAACACCAAUGUUGAUGGGAACCCAGGUAGUUGCAAUGUGAGCGUUGUCUGCAACGAACAAGGCUGGCUCUGUCGAUGA
Molecule: messenger RNA, 1224 nt
Organism: Pollicipes pollicipes
Lineage: Eukaryota; Metazoa; Arthropoda; Thecostraca; Pollicipedomorpha; Pollicipedidae
Product: mucin-5AC-like
Exons: 3
Coding region: 1-1224 (407 amino acids)
Source: RefSeq, a predicted model, not a curated record